AUGCAGUUGGUACCGAAGGAAACCGACAAGCUUGUCAUCUCCCAGCUCGGCCUGCUUGCGCAACGCAGGCUUGCUCGAGGGGUAACGCUCAAUCAUGCUGAAGCUACUGCAUUGAUCGCGAACAACCUGCACGAACUCACCCGCGAUGGAAAUCACUCAGUCGCAGACCUCAUGUCCAUGGGCAAGGAGAUGCUCGGCCGCCGCCAUGUCCUCCCGGCUGUCGUCUCCUCCCUCGCCUCAUUACAGGUCGAGGCCACGUUUCCCGCCGGUACCUCCCUAAUAACAGUCCACAACCCCAUCAGUACAGACGAUGGCGAUCUUGAGAAAGCUUUGUACGGAAGCUUCUUACCAGUACCCUCACAAGACAAGUUUCCUCUGCCGGACUCGUCAGUGUAUGAUGCAAAGAUGCAAGCGGGUGCGGUUGUGGCGGUAAAGAAUGGGAAAAUCACACUGAAUGAGGGCAGGAAGAGGAUACAGCUGAAGGUGGUUAGCAAGGGCGAUAGGCCGAUUCAGGUUGGCUCGCACUACCACUUCAUCGAGACCAAUUCCCAGCUAGAGUUCGAUCGCGUCAAAUCCCAUGGAUACCGUCUCGAUAUCCCGGCAGGCACUUCCAUCCGUUUCGAAGCGGGCGACACGAAGACUGUGACGCUUGUCCAGAUUGGGGGAAAUCAGAUCAUCAGGGGAGGCAACGGCAUUGCCAACGGGUUUAUAGGGGACUCGUCUGUUGCGGACAAGAUCCUUGAGCAGGUUCAGAAGGGAGGUUUCCUCCACACACCAGAGCCUCAAGGGGACUCUGCACAUAUCGAUAUUGCGACCAUGGAAAGGGAGCACUAUAAUAGUAUGUUCGGCCCAACUACAGGUGACCUUAUGCGUCUCGGCGCUACGGAUCUGUGGAUCAAAAUCGAGAAAGAUUACACGCACUAUGGCGAUGAAUGCUCGUUUGGCGGCGGUAAGACGAUCCGCGAGGGCAUGGGCCAAGCAAGCGGACGGCCAGAUAAAGAGUCACUGGACACGGUCAUUACCAAUGCAGUGAUAGUCGACUGGAGCGGCAUUUUCAAAGCGGACAUUGGCAUCAGAGAUGGCAUCAUCGUCGGCAUCGGGAAGGCUGGCAACCCGGACAUCAUGGAUGGCGUGGAUCCGGAGCUGGUCGUUGGUGCCAACACCGACGUAAUUGCUGGCGAACAAUCCAUUGUCACCGCUGGUGGCAUUGACACGCAUAUUCACUUCAUAUGCCCACAACAAGCCUUCGAGGCCCUGACCUCUGGUAUCACCACAUUCGUUGGAGGUGGUGUCGGCCCAAGCACCGGGACGAACGCAACGACCUGCACGCCGGGAGCUUCGCACAUCCGGCAGAUGCUCCAGGCUUUCGACGAGCUGCCUGUCAAUGUCGGCGUGACGGGUAAAGGAAACGACAACGAACCCAAGCCCUUGCAGGAGCAGUGCGAGGCAGGCGCCUGCGGUCUCAAACUGCACGAGGAUUGGGGCUGUACACCGGCAGCUAUCGACACCUGCAUCAAGGUCUGCGACGAGUACGAUGUUCAGACACUCAUUCACACCGACACGCUGAACGAAUCCGGCUUCGUUGAGCAGACUGUAAAGGCAAUCAAUGGUCGCACGAUCCACACAUACCACACCGAAGGUGCUGGUGGUGGGCAUGCACCCGACAUCAUCUCCGUGGUCGAGCACCCCUACGUCCUCCCCAGCAGCACAAACCCAACCCGGCCCUACACUAGGAACACCCUCGACGAGCAUCUCGACAUGGUCAUGGUAUGCCACCACCUGUCACGCAACGUGCCGGAAGACGUCGCCUUCGCUGAAUCCCGGAUCCGCGCCGAGACCAUCGCCGCAGAAGACGUGCUGCACGACCUCGGCGCCAUCAGCAUGAUGUCCUCGGACUCGCAAGCCAUGGGCCGCUGCGGCGAAGUCAUCCUGCGCACCUGGCACACGGCGCACAAGAAUAAAGGCCAGCGCGGCGUGCUCAACGAAGACGAGGGCACCGACGCUGAUAACUUCCGCGUCAAACGCUAUGUCAGCAAGUACACUAUCAAUCCGGCCCUGGCGCAGGGGAUGGGCCAUCUCAUCGGUAGCGUCGAGGUCGGCAAGCUGGCGGAUUUGGUCCUGUGGAAUGCGGCGAGCUUUGGCGUCAAGCCGCAGAUGGUGAUUAAGAGCGGCAUGAUCGCCUGCGCGAUUGUGGGUGAUCCGAAUGCCUCGAUUCCAACGGUCGAGCCGAUGAUCAUGAGGCCUAUGUUCGCGCCCUUGGUGCCCUCUUCGAGUGUUGCGUUUGUGAGCAAGGCGAGUAUCGAUAACGGUGUUGUGAAGGGCUAUGGCCUGCGGAAGAGAGUUGAGGCGGUCAAGAAUUGUCGGAACGUGUCGAAGCAUGAUAUGAAAUAUAACUCUACGAUGCCGAAGAUGAAAGUUGACCCGGAGAGCUACAAAGUCGAAGCGGAUGGUAUGCACUGUACAGCGGGACCGGCGGAGACGCUGCCGUUGACGCAGCAGUUCUUCGUCUAUUAA
Molecule: messenger RNA, 2514 nt
Organism: Coniosporium apollinis CBS 100218
Lineage: Eukaryota; Fungi; Ascomycota; Dothideomycetes
Product: urease
Exons: 6
Coding region: 1-2514 (837 amino acids)
Biological process (GO): urea catabolic process
Cellular component (GO): urease complex
Molecular function (GO): nickel cation binding; urease activity
Source: RefSeq, a predicted model, not a curated record